Molecule: messenger RNA, 6459 nt
Organism: Macaca mulatta (Rhesus monkey)
Lineage: Eukaryota; Metazoa; Chordata; Mammalia; Primates; Cercopithecidae
Gene: IRAG1
Product: inositol 1,4,5-triphosphate receptor associated 1
Source: RefSeq, a predicted model, not a curated record
AAGCAGCCCCUGCCCCCAAAUCCCCAGGACAGGAACCAUUCCCAGUUUCUUUUGGCGCUGGCCCAGGGUCUUCUCCAGGCUCACAUGCUUGCUGGAGGCUCCAGGCGGGUGGCGAGUUCUGCAGGGUCCCUUUGUCGCCGUCCAGCCAGGACAGUGUCCAGUGGCAUGAGUUGCCAUGGGGACUGCCAUCUGCUGUGUGGAUACCCAUCGGAAGGGCCCAGGGUGAGCGACUGCCCCAAAGGCCCAGCCUGCCCUGAACCCUGAGGCCAGCUGGUCGGCUUUCCCUGCCAUUAUGCCCCGAGCCAGGCCGGAGGGGGCUCCCAGAGGAGCUCUCGGCUCUAAGUCCCAGCCCCUCUCAGAGGAGGCGUGCGGCCGAGGUUCUACAGCCAGAGGCUUCUCGGCUCCGAGCUCCGGAGCCAGAUGUAACAUUGACCUUAAAUGGUAAAAGCUCCCCAGAGUGAAGGGAGGCUGGCCAGAGGAGGAAAGGAGAAUAACUCAGUUUUAGCCUGUGGAGCCCAGGCCUCUUGGAGCAUCUUUGGGGCUGACGCAGCGGAGGUUCCGGGCACACGUGGCCACUCCCAGCAGGAGGCUGCCAUGCCCCACAUUCCCGAGGACGAGGAGCCCCCCGGAGAGCCACAGGCAGCCCAGAGCCCUGCCGGCCAACAGGGUCCUCCUACUACAGGGAUAUCUUACAGUCCACCCCCCACGAUUGUCCUGACUGGGGAUGCCACUUCACCAGAAGGAGAAACUGACAAAAACCUGGCCAACAGAGUUCACAGUCCCCACAAGAGGCCUUCUCACAGACACUUGAAGGUGUCCACUGCCUCCCUGACAUCUGUGGAUCCCACGGGGCACAUCAUUGACCUGGUGAACGACCAGCUGCCAGAUAUCAGCAUCUCAGAGGAGGACAAGAAGAAAAACCUGGCGCUGCUGGAAGAAGCCAAGUUAGUGAGUGAGCGAUUCCUGACCCGCCGUGGGAGGAAGUCCAGGAGCAGCCCCGGAGACUUCCCAUCAGCUGUUUCCCCAGACCUCAGCCCCAGCGCUUCUCCUACAUCCUCUCGAAGCAACUCGCUUACAGUCCCCACCCCGCCAGGUUUGGAUGUGUGCAGUGGUCCGCCAUCCCCUCUGCCUGGAGCGCCACCACAGCAGAAGGGGGAUGAGGCCGACAUCUCUUCACCUCACCCUGGCGAGCCUAAUGUCCCCAAAGGGCUAGCUGACAGGAAGCAGAAUGACCAGAGGAAAGUGUCUCAGGGCAGGCUGGCUCCUCGUCCUCCUCCAGUUGAGAAGUCCAAAGAGAUUGCAAUAGAACAAAAGGAAAACUUUGAUCCCCUCCAGUACCGGGAGACCACACCCAAAGGCCUAGCUCCUGUCACAAACAGCAGUGGGAAAAUGGCCCUGAACAGCCCUCAGUCUGGCCCCGUGGAGAGCGAGCUGGGGAAGCAGCUCUUGAAAACGGCCUGGGAGGGCAGCCCUCUGCCGAGAAGUCCAACCCAGGAUGCGGGAGGAGUGGCUCCCCCAGCCCCCCAGGGGAGAAGCCCAGCUGGAGAGCCGAUGGGGCCCAAGGCUGGCUCCAAAGCUGAGCUUCCACCCACUGUGUCCCGCCCCCCCCUGCUGCGAGGGCUCUCCUGGGACAGUGGACCUGAAGAACCUGGCGCCCGGCUGCAGAAAGUGCUUGCCAAGCUGCCACUGGCAGAGGAAGAAAAACGUUUUGCAGGCAAAGCCGGUGGCAAGCUGGCCAAGGCCCCUGGACUCAAAGACUUUCAGAUACAAGUGCAGCCCGUGCGGAUGCAGAAACUGACCAAGCUCCGAGAGGAGCACAUCCUGAUGAGAAAUCAGAACUUAGUGGGGCUCAAGCUUCCGGACCUUAGUGAAGCGACUGAGCAGGAAAAAGGGCUUUCUUCUGAACUCUCCCCAGCUAUUGAGGAAGAAGAGUCAAAGAGUGGCCUAGAUGUCAUGCCUAAUAUUUCUGAUGUGCUGCUGCGCAAACUGCGGGUCCACAAGAGUCUCCCUGGAAGUGCCCCUCCACUCACUGAAAAGGAAGUUGAGAACGUGUUUGUACAACUGUCCUUGGCCUUUAGAAAUGACAGCUACACUCUGGAAUCUAGAAUUCACCAGGCUGAAAGGGAACGCAACCUGACAGAGGAGAACACUGAGAAGGAACUGGAAAACUUCAAAGCUUCCAUUACGUCCUCAGCUUCACUCUGGCACCACUGUGAGCACCGGGAGACCUACCAGAAGUUGCUGGAGGACAUCGCCGUCCUGCACCGCCUGGCUGCCCGCCUCUCCAGUAGAGCUGAGGUGGUGGGUGCCGUCCGCCAGGAAAAGCGCAUGUCGAAAGCAACAGAAGUGAUGAUGCAGUAUGUGGAGAAUCUAAAGAGGACGUAUGAGAAGGACCAUGCGGAGCUCAUGGAGUUUAAAAAGCUUGCAAAUCAGAAUUCAAGCCGCAGCUGUGGCCCCUCUGAAGAUGGGGUCCCUCGCACGGCACGGUCCAUGUCCCUCACGCUGGGAAAGAAUAUGCCUCGCCGGAGGGUCAGCGUUGCCGUUGUUCCUAAGUUUAAUGCCCUGAAUCUGCCUGGCCAAACUCCCAGUUCAUCACCCAUCCCCUCCUUACCAGCCUUGUCGGAAUCACCCAAUGGGAAAGGCAGCCUACCUGUCACUUCAGCACUGCCUGCACUUUUGGAAAAUGGAAAGACAAAUGGGGACCCAGAUUGUGAAGCCUGUGCUCCUGCGCUGGCCCUGAGCUGCCUGGAGGAGCUUAGUCAGGAGACCAAGGCCAGGAUGCAGGAAGAAGCCUACAGCAAGGGAUUCCAAGAAGGUCUAAAGAAGACCAAAGAACUUCAAGACCUGAAGGAGGAGGAGGAAGAACAGAAGAGUGAGAGUCCUGAGGAACCUGAAGAGGUAGAAGAAACUGAGGAAGAGGAAAAGGGCCCAAGAAGCAGCAAAUUUGAAGAAUUGGUCCAUUUCUUACAAGUCAUGUAUCCCAAACUGUGUCAGCACUGGCAAGUGAUCUGGAUGAUGGCUGCAGUGAUGCUGGUCUUGACUGUUGUGCUGGGGCUCUACAAUUCCUAUAACUCUUGUGCAGAGCAGGCUGAUGGGCCCCUUGGAAGAUCCACUUGCUCUGCAGCCCAGAGGGACUCCUGGUGGAGCUCAGGACUCCAGCAUGAGCAGCCUACAGAGCAGUAGGAAACCUCACACCUAGCCAGUGCCCUGCUGUGAGACACUCAGACUACCACCCUUUCCCUAAGUAUAACGUCAGGCCCAGGUGUGGACGCACUGCCGCCUAUCCCAUCCCAUCCCAUCCCAUCCCAUCCCAUCCCAUCCCAUCCCAUCCCAUCCCAUCAGGUCAUGAGGAAGGUUUCUUUUAACAUUUGGCACUUCUGUGGGAGCUAUUCAUACACAGUGACUUGAUAUUCUUUGAGGAUCAACAAAACUGCCCUGGGAAAGCAUCCAGUGGAUAAAGAAGUCACCUUCACCAAGGAGCUCUAUUGGAAGGGAAGGUCUCCUGCCCCUAGCUCAGGUGGCUGGGGAGAACUAAAACACCUUCACUGGUGGUUGGGGGUAGGGAGCGGGGCAUAGGGGAGGAGGAGGUAGCGGGCAGUAAAAAACUUACUCUCUUUUUUCCUCUCUGUAAUCAGUUAUCAGGAAGAAUUUGCUUAAUGAUUAAUACCCUAAGGAUCAGACCUGGAAUUUGGAGUUGCAAAGUGACUGUCUUCCCAUUUCCCAUCUCAUUUUCAAUAACUUCAGCCUCCCAUUCUCUCCUUUGGAAUGAGAGUUUCUUUUUACAGAAGUAGGAAAGGCUCUCAGAAAAAAAAGUACAGGCUGAAUUUAGCUCAGUGCUUGAAAUGGGAAGAUAUGAAUUAUUAUAUAUAUGCAUCUGUCCACACACACUGUUGUGUACACACAUACAACAUGCAUGUGCACAGAGCCAAAAACCCUUCAAAAGUGUGCUCUGGGUAUGUACCUCUGGAUAAAUAAGAUGCAUGCCAAGCCAACCCACAGAUUUUCACUAGUGUGGGGCAGUUACCAGACACCUGUUCAAUAAGCUGUCCACAUGGAUUGAAGAUGUUUUAAAAACACUGAAAACUCAUGGCUUCAAUGGCAGACUCACUAGUCUCCAUUUCAAACGCUGACUCUGAGCUGCUGUACAGCACAAUCUAUUCCCUAUUCUCUCUUUGAAAACAGUUAACCCACCUCACAGGUGAAUGAGGAGAGAAGAUGUGCUUUCUUCUUCAGUCUCUUACUCUGUGUGUGACUACAUGCAAGGGUAAACUUGCACCUCAGUGCUUCAGUUCAAAUAGGAUUUCCAACCCAAGUAUAAUUGGGGAUGUUUUAGAGCAUCCCCAGUUGUUUAGCACAGAAUGGAAAGAGCACAUCCCCUCUUCAACUUCUCUCCCCACUUUUACAGCCACUGCCUUCAUCAGUUUUGUAGGGGUGUUGAUUUCCAUGUGGGUUUUAUUGUCAUUGUUUUGCGGUUUUGUUUUGUUAUUGAUAUUGUUUGCUUUCAUUGCUAAAACUCAUAUAUGACUUACUAUGAACCAAGCACUGUUCUUAGUAUUAUAUAGGCAUGAAUUCAUUUAAGUCCUAAAGAAAAAGAAAAAAAAUAUGAAGUGGAUACUACCCUUCCCAUUUUCAAAUAAGGAAACUGAAGCACAAAAAGAACAAGUAACUUGACAAGGACACUCAACUAGUAAAUCAUGGGGCUGGAGCUCAACCCCAGGGUAGGCUGGCUCCAGAGCUGUGCUCUCCUUGACUCUUCUGAUAGUCUCCUAGCUGGAAGCCUCACAUUCCAGUCUUACUCCCCAAAGUGGCCCAUCAGCUACUCCAUCUCUGGCUCCCAAACUAAACAGUUUCUCUCAUAGCACUGGACCUCCACUCACUAGUUUUUCUCCAGCUGUUCUUCUCUUUUCUUCAGGUUACUCUUCUCGACCAAGUGCAAAAAUUAUCCCCUCCAUACCAACUUUGAUGACCUUCCUUCCAUACUCCUUACCAGACACAAUGUAAUAGGUCACACUCUCCUCUAUGUUUUCUGGCACUUUUUAAACAUUAUUAUUAUUGACCUUUACCUAUAGUAUAUCACAGCCUAUUUAUUUAUGUUUCCCCUAGCAUUUUUCCUCAAAGACAAGAACCAUGUCUUACCCAUCUCUCGGGUGAGUGCCUAGCAUGGUGGCUGAUGCUUGGGAGCGUUGUUCGAAUGUUGGUCGGUAAAUAUUGUUCAAAAGAACAAACAAACAUUCAAGGUGGUGGAGAGCAGCCUGGGGACAGCUGACAUGCUGCAUGCUUCCCAGUACCACCACCAUCACCACCAUCACAAUGCAAAAAGCAACAUCUCUCUUAACUUCAGCUUAUUUUGUUUCUCAGUCUACUCUGUGAGAGAGCAGGAAUGAGACCAGACUAGCAACAUCGUUUCCAAGCUCAAGGACUGGGCUCAAUGCAGUCACUCCUUCAGAGAGACCCCCAUCCCAAGGAUGCCCCACUUUAAAACAGGAUGUUUACCGAAGGGGGCAUCCUUUACAGUAGCUAGAAAAUGACUGAGGCCCAAGCCAGGGUUGAUCAAGGAUGUGCCAUUAAGGUAAAGAGCUACAGAGCAGGGCAGAGGGACUUUGGAGGCACAAGUGGAUGAUUUUCCUGGCCUCUUCCAGGGGGUCUGGAUACAACUGAAGGAGCUUUAGCUACAUGAGGCCCUCAGAGCCAAAGACAGGAUGCAAAUGGAGUUCCAGAGAGUGGCCAUGGAAGCAGGACUCCGGGUGGGGAAUGUUCAAUCUCUGCCUCUCUUAUUGUUCACUUGGUCACAAUUUUCCCACCUUUGUUUCUGGAUGAGUAACGGCCAGGAAGGCAGAUGUGGAAGCUCCUGCACCUCCAGCUGCCCCACAGAAAGGCCUGCAAGAGUACUUCCAGGCACAGGCCCUCUCCCACCCUAUUCCAUUUGUAAGAAGGGAGGUCAAGGAAAAGGACAUCUCCAAAAGGGAGCAUAAGAGUAGCCAUAUGUGCAAGGGCAAGACUGAAAAAGUGCUCAUGGGUCUAUCUUUCCUGGAAAGCAAAGACCAGCCUGAAGCAGUGGGAGCUGCUGCCCAAGCAGUAGUGAACUGGAGAGAAACAGGCCCUGGAUUUUCCAUGAGGAUGUGGAUCUGAAAGAAGAGUCGCCCCAAAUGCCUCUGAAGUCUGACAUCUCUGCUUAGCCCUAGGAGUCUGGUUCCCUGCCUUCAGUUGCAGAGUAAUGUGUUUGUGUCAUUGUUGAUGUCACCUCCUAAAAAGACCUUCACUUUCUGGCUGCCACAAAGCCAUAUGUGUUGCUCCCCAUAUACAGCCUGACAGAGUAAAUGGAGAGGGAGUGCUGGAUUCGUGUAUCACUGGCUGUCAGUUCCUCAUGUUGUUAAGCCUCACACAGGUGUGCUAGCAUUGAACUGUAGAGUGUCACAUACCUGAGUUUGAAAAUAAAAGCACAUUUCCAAACCUCUGGCA